GCACUCGGCCUUUGCUGUUGGCCAAAUUGAAGCACGUAUCGUUGCGGUCAUUUUGGUCUGGUCACAAACAACAACUGGUUGUUCAGUUGCAACAACAACAACAACAACAACUGCAACAGUAACAACUGCAACUACAAACUCAUCCAUCUUCAUGUUUUGCUUUAUAACCACAGCUCUCGUUGGCCAACUCUUCACAUUUGUUGACUUGAAGUCACCGUCAGCGGUUCAUCCAAUCCAAUCCAAUCCAAUUCAACUCAACCAAACCAACGAUCCAAAGAUGAUACUGCGAAACACAAUCGUUGGUCAACUGAUCUUGAUGUUACUAUAUGGCUGCCAUUAUGCAUAUCUAUCCAGCGCCAAGACCGUUAACAACGAUCAAUUGUCAAUGGCGCUGCCUGAGCCACGAGCUUAUCUUCCCGAUGCCCAAAAUCUGGACUUUGUUUAUCACGAUCACGAGGAGCUCACACGAUUCUUGAGGGCGACAAGUGCUCGUUAUCCUAAUCUAACCGCACUGUAUUCGAUCGGCAAAUCAAUACAGGGGCGUGAUCUAUGGGUUAUGGUGGUCAGUUCCUCGCCAUAUGAGCACAUGGUGGGUAAACCAGAUGUGAAAUAUGUGGGCAAUAUACAUGGCAAUGAGCCAGUUGGCCGAGAGAUGCUGCUCCAUUUGAUCCAGUAUUUUGUGAGUAGCUAUAAUACGGAUCAAUAUGUGAAAUGGUUGUUGGACAAUACACGCAUCCACAUACUGCCCACCAUGAAUCCCGAUGGUUAUGCUGUCUCCAAGGAGGGCACCUGCGACGGCGGACAGGGACGUUAUAAUGCUCGAGGGUUCGAUUUGAAUCGCAAUUUUCCAGAUUACUUUAAGCAGAAUAAUAAGCGUGGUCAGCCGGAAACGGAUGCCGUCAAGGAUUGGAUAUCGAAGAUACAGUUCGUUCUAAGUGGCAGUCUGCAUGGUGGAGCUCUGGUUGCCAGCUAUCCCUACGACAAUACGCCCAACUCCAGUCCCCUGGGCGCAGUGUUUCAAACCUACUCGGCUGCGCCGUCGUUGACACCCGACGACGACGUCUUCAAGCAUCUCUCCCUGGUCUAUGCCCGCAAUCAUGCCAAGAUGUCCAGGGGCGUGGCCUGCAAAUCGGCGACUCCAGCCUUUGAAAACGGCAUCACAAAUGGUGCCGCUUGGUAUCCACUGACGGGUGGCAUGCAGGAUUACAACUAUGUCUGGUACGGUUGCAUGGAGAUUACCCUCGAGAUCUCCUGCUGCAAGUUUCCGCCGGCCUACGAACUCAAGAAAUACUGGGAAGACAAUCAACUGUCUCUAAUCAAAUUUCUGGCCGAGGCACAUCGUGGAGUUCAGGGAUUUGUUUUUGAUCCGGCGGGUAUGCCCAUUGAACGCGCCUCCAUCAAGAUUAAGGGACGUGACGUUGGCUUCCAGACGACCAAAUAUGGCGAAUUCUGGCGCAUUUUACUGCCGGGUUACUACAAGGCAGAGGUGUUCGCCGAGGGCUAUGCGCCCCGAGAAGUGGAGUUCGUCAUAGUGGAACAGCAUCCCACAUUGCUCAAUGUCACAUUACAAGCAUCCAAGCAUAUUCUCGCCUCAGCUUCUGCCACCGCCUCCUCCUCCUCCUCCAGGCGCACCACAACGACGCGUAAUCAGCGUCAACUGGUUGAUAAUAAACUACAAUUUCCGACAGACUAGAAACGGAGCCACUGCAUCCAAAUGUCUGACGUGUAAAUAUUCUCACGAGUGCUUUAGUCCUAAGGCUUAACACUAACUAAUUAACUAACUAACUAACUAUACUAGCCCCAGUAGUACCUAAAAUGGGAGUAAAAUGAGUUUGUAUUGCACUUGGAAAAUUGAUAAGACAAAUGGAAUUUUUGACCAAGGCUUAGGAUUAAUCUCAACAAGAAAUCAAUACAAUAACUGUUACCUCACAUAUGUAUGCUAUUCAUUAUGUUUAUGAUCUUCCGUACACAGAGAGAAAAAGCCGUAAUAAAAUUAAGUUUGAUUGACCUCGAA
Drosophila innubila is the source of this 2014-nucleotide messenger RNA. RefSeq names its product carboxypeptidase D. NCBI's taxonomy places the organism in Eukaryota, Metazoa, Arthropoda, Insecta, Diptera, Drosophilidae. The coding region runs from base 152 to 1693 and encodes 513 amino acids. Gene Ontology annotation, molecular function: zinc ion binding; metallocarboxypeptidase activity. Gene Ontology annotation, cellular component: cell surface. The record is from RefSeq and is a predicted model, not a curated record. Gene Ontology annotation, biological process: proteolysis. The transcript is spliced from 7 exons.